This is a messenger RNA of Onychostoma macrolepis, 3816 nucleotides long. RefSeq names its product interleukin 4 induced 1 (gene il4i1). The record is from RefSeq and is a predicted model, not a curated record. NCBI's taxonomy places the organism in Eukaryota, Metazoa, Chordata, Actinopteri, Cypriniformes, Cyprinidae. Gene Ontology annotation, biological process: amino acid catabolic process. Gene Ontology annotation, molecular function: polyamine oxidase activity; L-amino-acid oxidase activity.
AGUUUCUAUACUGUAAUAAAUGCAAUGUCAAUUAGCACUGCAUUAUUUAUAUACGUUAUUAAUUACAUGGUGAUAACCUGGAGAAAAACUCAUAUAAACCAUAUAUUGUCACAAUCAUGUGUUUAAUAUCUUCAUCAAUUCAAACGUUUCAGCCUAAACAGGAUAGCUGGAUGCUUUUGUCCAUAUUAGGGAUUUCCUAGCGUAAGGUAUUACUUCUAUGAGUUUGUCUUGGAUGUUCUGCGCAAGAGCGCCCUCUGGCUUGAGUAUGGAUUAAACAUUCACUGCAUGAGAAUGUUGAGCGCUCGGUGAUGUUUGCCUUAUUCUGGAUACAAAUAAAACAUCAGGUCAUGCACAGACUAUCCUAUGUCUUUUAAGUUAAAUCUAGAUUUAUUCACACCAGCGUUUGAAAACCUCUGUGUGAACACAAUUGCCCCCAAAAAAAUGCGAGGGAGGAAUUUAAGUGUUAUUAAAAGUGUAUUCUACACAUAUGCAUUAGCCAUUACUCCUUUCUUCAGUGUCACAUGAUCUUUCAGGAAUCAUUCUAAUAUGCUGAUUUGGCCUAUUCUCAGUGUUGGAAACAGUCGUGCUGCUUAAUUUUAUGGAACCUGUGAUGUGAUUCAUUGAUUAAAAAAAAAAAAAGAUAUGAUUAGAUUUUAUUAAGUUUUUAAUAUCACGUUUUAUCAAUUUAGCAUGUCCUUGCUGAAAGCAGGUAUUAAUUUCUUUCAAAAUAAUAGCCUAACAAAAAUAAAAAUAGAAAAUCCUACUGAACGCAGACUUUUAAAUGGUAUAUGUAUGGAUGUAUAUGUGACAUGCAUCUCACUUGUAAUGCAGACUUGACUUGACAUAUUCACAAAGUCUCUAGCUUUGCUGCUAAAUUCCUGUGAUAAGAGGGAAGAGGACAGCCUUUUGAUCUUACUCAAGAAACAGAACUUUGAGGUUAAAAGGAAUAAAUGUGCUGUAGUCAGGAGUAAAAAAAAAGUCCAUAUCUUCAUGUCUUCCCAUUAAAUACGCCUAUGAAGAUGUUUUUUUUUUUUUUUCCUAACCUGCAACAUGACAGCCUCGGAAACUUUGUGGCUAAAUACAUCAUCACCAUCCUUUCAGUUUCUGCACUGUGUAGUUUAUAAGACGGAUCAUUCAGGGCAGACCGGUCAGAGUGAGUAACAGGACAUCUGGUAAGUGAUCUAUGAUUUAUUUGCCUAAGAUUCUGACAUUCCUUAAAGUGGAAACAAGCAAAUUUGAUAGAAAUUUACACAGAUCCUAGAUUUGCUUGCUUUAGUCAGAAGAAUAAACUCCUAAAUGAGUGGUUAGAAAUGAUUGAUUCUGGCGGAAAUUAGGUAUGUUAAUGAAUACUAAAGCUCACUAAUCUAAUUUGUUCAGUGUGGUUGAAUCUUGAGUCUGUGUGGGAAAAUAUUUCUUGCAGAAUAGGGGAGCCCACACAUGAUUCAUUACCCUGAAAGGGGCAUUAGACAUAUUAAUAGCUUGAAUAGCCUGUCCAGAUAUUUUAUCCGUCUUCUACAUCUCUUCAGUCAAUUAAAUUUGAGCAAUUACACUCUUAGAUAUAAUCCAUAGCGGUUAAGUAAAAUUCUGGACCAUUUUUAACCAUUUUUCAUUAUGAAGGUUUCGCUUUCCACUUUACGCAAGAAAAGGUGCGCGAGGCGCUCCGGCUUCUGGCUCGCACAGUUCAAAAUGUUUAAAAACUUUAGCCCGUGUAAAUACUUACCUGCAGUGCUGGCACUGAUCUUGGUUGUCACCUACCAUGCUGGUGGAUCUACGGAUGAAGACCCUCUUUUCAAAUGCUUACAAGACUCUGAUUAUGAUUACCUUCUGAAGCUAACAGAACAAGGUCUCCCUCCAACGAAGAACCCUAAGCAUGUGGUAAUCGUUGGAGCAGGUGCUUCUGGACUCACUUCUGCCAAGUUCCUGGAGGAUGCAGGACAUAAGGUGACGAUUAUUGAGGCAAGUGACCGUAUAGGUGGAAGAAUUCUAACAUAUAGGAAUGAAAGUGAGGGUUGGUAUGGAGAACUUGGUUCCAUGAGGAUCCCAAGUUUCCACAAGAUUCUCAGGAGUCUUGCAGACAAGAUGGGCCUGAAGUUAACACCGUUUGUACAGGACGACGAAAACACUUACUAUUUUAUAAACGGAUUUCGUUAUAAAACCUACACCGUAAAGCAGAACCCAGACAUUCUGAAGUACCCUGUGAAUGACAGGGAGAAAGGGAAAAGUGCCAGAGAACUGUUUGACAUGGCUUUGGGCAAGUUAAAAGAUGAUCUGCGGAAAAUGGGCUGUGAGAAAAUGUUGAACAAAUAUGAUUCAUACUCAGUCAAGGAGUAUUUGGUGAAUGUGGGAAAUCUGAGCAGAGGAGCUUUGCGAAUGAUAGGUGAUCUCCUGAAUGAGAAAAGCUUCUUCUACACGGCCCUCACUGAGACGCUCUACAUCCAGUGUGAUAUAAACGACAAUGAAAUGUAUUCUGAAUUUGAAGGUGGCUUUGAAUCACUCCCUAAAGCAUUCUACACUGUGCUAAAUGCCACAGUUUUUAUGCAAUCAAAAGUCCAGGCUAUCACUCAAACACAGGACAACGUAACAGUUUCAUAUGAACAUUACGACGGCACCCUGACCAGCAUUACUGCCGAUUAUGUGCUGGUGACCGCCACAGCCAAAGCAACGCUCCUCAUUGACUUUAAGCCUCCUCUGUCGGCCGAAAAGAUGGAAGCGCUGAGGUCGCUGCACUAUUCCAGCUCCACAAAAGUAGUGCUGAGUUUCAGCAAAAAGUUCUGGGAGAAUGAUGGCAUCCGGGGUGGGAAAAGCAUCACAGAUCUGCCAUCACGCUUCAUUUACUACCCUAGUCAUAAUUUCUCCGGAACAGGCGGUGCUGUGUUGGCUUCGUACACCUUCUCUGAUGAAGCUGCAUUCCUACAGACUAUACAUGAAGAGGAGUUGAAGCAUCUGGUAUUGAAUGACCUGGUAAAGAUCCAUGGAGAACACAUCCGCCAGCUCUACAGGGGAGUUGUGAAAAAUUGGGGACUGGAUCCUUACAGCCAUGGCGCCUUUGCCAUCUUCACUCCGUUCCAGAUGAUAGACUAUAGUAAGUCUAUAGUCCAGAAUGAGGGGAGGAUUUACUUUGCAGGAGAGCACACGGCCAGACCUCAUGCCUGGAUUGAGACCGCCAUGAAAUCUGCUCUGAGAGCUGCAGAUAAAAUAAAUAAUGCAAAGUUUUGACUGACUACACUCUCAGAGACGUCAAAAUAUGACUUGAAACAACGGAUAUCACAGCACUCUGUCAACCAUCACCUUUGCCAGACUUUGUUACUUGCACUGCUAUGAUACUAUUUGUCAAAUACCAAUUGUUAAAAAAAAAUAAUAAUUCUUAGAUUUUUGUGGAAUAAAUUAGUAGAUUAAGUUGUGGGUUGUGGUUGGCAUUUUGGAGUUGUUUGAUAUUUUAUUAAAUUGUAUGUAAAUUUAAGAUGCUAGUGAUCUUCUAAGCAGUUAUGCAAGAAUCAUGACACUCAGUACAAUGUAUCAUUAUCCUGAAUUCUAUUGCUAACUGUAAACAUAUCAUGUAACAAUGCAACUAGACUACCAAAAAAAAAAAAAACUUGACAUUUAUUCAGUGUAUUUUUAUUCUAUUUAUUUUAUUUUAAAAUUACUGACAUGGAAUUACCUUACUGAAUAUUCUGGUACUGUAUUUAUACAGACUAUUUUAUUAUUAACAUCAUUAAUAAUAUAUAUUUUAUUCAACUGAAAUGAAAUUGUAUUUACGUACCUUUUGUUAUAUAUUUACAAGUUAAUAAUGAAAUGUUAAAAUGUUGCAUAGAUUAA